Onthophagus taurus is the source of this 2184-nucleotide messenger RNA. Its product is annotated as adenosine deaminase 2. Gene Ontology annotation, biological process: adenosine catabolic process; inosine biosynthetic process. Lineage: Eukaryota; Metazoa; Arthropoda; Insecta; Coleoptera; Scarabaeidae. The record is from RefSeq and is a predicted model, not a curated record. Gene Ontology annotation, molecular function: adenosine deaminase activity.
GGUUUUCACAAUUCAUUUUCGCAAUGAUUUAUGCGUUAACUUCGCGCUGAUUCAUUAUUGCGGUAGCACCACAUUGUGGUCUUAUGUUCAAGUUAUUAUAUCUAUUUAAUUAUUGUUUAUUUAUUCCCCUUUUUAUUUUAUCUAGUUUCUUUCAUCGUUCUGUAAGCUGUAUGUUUGAUUGCCUAUCUCUCCAAAUUACUCGAAUCGAAAUAAAUAAUCCUUCAAAUUCAAAUCUAAAUUGAUACGCUUCUCAAAUAAUGAGUCAUUAAAUUCUAAAUUAUUGAAAAUAAAAAUACAUAAUUUUUAUUAUAAGAGAAAAAUAUAUGAGGAUUAUAUUUAUCCACUAGAAAUUUACAAUUGAACAAUUACAUCGAUAUAAAGAUGUUUUUAAAAAUUUUCCAAAACACAAUUGAUUAUUUAUUGCACAUGUUUUUGAUCACUUUUAUUUACGGCACGUUCGAAAAACUUGUUAUCAGUGCGUUACUCGUGCGCACUUGUAAAACGAAUGAAAUUGUGAAGACUCGGCGACGAUGCAUUUUUUAUAUAUGUUCGCAUUGUCGCACGUUUCAGUCCUUUGCGAUCCGUUGAUCGAUCGAUGUUAGCAAAGAAUCAAAAGAUGUGGUCGAAGUGUUAUCAAGGUGUGAUGAUCACCGUUUUAAUUGGUUUAACCGUAACGAUAUUCUUUGUCGCCGGUGCGGACGUCGACGAUUAUUGGGCCAAGAGGGACGAAUUUAUUAAACAAGAAGAAAGCAGAAUGGUUGGUAAUAAAAUUGAGCUGAAUGAAAUUGAAAAAAUCGUCAACGGGAUUUUAAUGGAAUAUAAAUGGAAAGAAUUUGAUGAAGGAUUUGAGAAUCCGAAAUCUUUUAUACCCGCUAAUCAUAUAUUUGAGACGUUAGAUCGUAUUGAAAAAUCCGAUGUAUUUCAAUUCAUUCAAAAAUUACCUAAAGGCUCUAUGUUACACGGACAUGACACCGCGUUAGUUUCUGGGGAUUUUUUGUAUCAAUUAACUUAUAAGCCGGAUUUAUUUGCGUGUUAUGUUGGUGCGAAUAUUAAUUUAAAAUUCUUCAAAGAACCCGUUACUGAUUCAACUUGCGAUUGGAAACCGAUUGCUUCGAUGAGAGAAUCCGACCCGAAUUUCGAUGAAGAUUUAAAAUCACAACUUACGUUAAUCACGCCAGAUUUUCGCACGAAACACACGGAUAUAAACACGGUUUGGAGUCUUUUUAUGGACAUUUUUAUGUUGAUCGAUCCCUUAGUUUGUUACAAACCUGUUUUUGAAGAAUAUUUUUACCAAGUUCUUCAAGAAUUAUACAACGAUAACGUUAUGUACUUGGAAUUUAGGAGUACUUUACCCGAAGUUUAUGAUUUAGAUGGUAACAUUUACGGCUCCGUUGAAGUAGCCGGGAUUUAUAAGCAAACUUUAGACGCAUUUAUGGAGUCCCAUCCCGAUUUUAUUGGGGCUAAGCUUAUUUAUGCUCCAGUACGAAAAGUCGAUAACGACACUAUGAAUAAUUAUAUCGAUAUAGCUAACGAAUUAGCUGAGAAAUAUCCGACAUUUUUAGCCGGGUUUGAUUUGGUUGGGCAAGAAGAUUUAGGGAACCCCCUAAUCGAGUUUAUAAAUCAAUUAUUAAACAAGGAUAUGUCAUUUUAUUUUCACGCCGGGGAAACUAAUUGGUAUGGAAGUAGUACUGAUUUAAAUCUUGUUGAUGCGGUGCUUUUGGGGACGAAACGAAUCGGACAUGGUUAUGCUGUUUUGAAACACCCCGAUGUCGCCGAUAAAGUUAAACGGGACGGGAUAGCUUUAGAAAUAUCCCCCAUAUCUAAUCAAGUUUUGAUGUUGAUUAGCGAUCUAAGAAAUCACCCCGGAAAUUAUUUGAUUGCGAAUGAUUAUCCGGUUGUUAUAACCAACGAUGAUCCAAGCUUUUGGGGUGCGAAAGCUUUAAGUCACGAUUGGUACAUGGCAUUUAUGGGGAUGACGAGUAGAAACGCGGAUUUAAGAUUUUUAAAACAAAUCGCUCUUAAUUCUAUUGAGUACAGCUCGAUUUCUGAUAAAAACGCUGCUUUCGCCGAAUGGGAAAAGCGUUGGAAUCACUUCCUCACUACAAUCAUCGAAAAUAAAAUACGCACAUUCCCAAAAGUUUUUGUACAUUAAUCGAAAUAAAUAAAAAAAAUUUUUUUAUUGAA